This is a messenger RNA of Mastomys coucha (southern multimammate mouse), 2888 nucleotides long. RefSeq names its product phospholipid phosphatase 6 (gene Plpp6). The coding region runs from base 131 to 1006 and encodes 291 amino acids. Gene Ontology annotation, molecular function: sphingosine-1-phosphate phosphatase activity. The record is from RefSeq and is a predicted model, not a curated record. NCBI's taxonomy places the organism in Eukaryota, Metazoa, Chordata, Mammalia, Rodentia, Muridae. The transcript has a single exon.
CACAAUCGCGCUCUGCAGCUCGGCUCCUCGGCCCGCCCUCCGGGAUGGCAGUGCGGAAGCGGAAGAGGCUGACGGGCCGGGAAGCCUGUCUCCGGUCUGGCCGGGUCCCCGGGACCGGCCGCCCGCCGCGAUGCCGAGCCCCCGGAGGACCAUCGAGGGACGGACGCUGGGCUCCUCGGGUGGAAGCAGCGUCCCGGGCAGCCCGGCCCAUGGCGGCGGCGGCGGCGGCAGGUUCGAGUUCCAAUCGCUGCUGAACUGCCGCGCGGGCGCGGACCCCGCCUGCGCCCGGCUGCGCGCGUCCGACAGCCCGGUGCACCGGCGCGGCUCCUUCCCGCUGGCCGCCUCGGGCCCCGCACAAGCAGCCCCGGCCCCGCCGCCGGAGGACGCCCGCAUGAACUUGAACCCGUCGUUCCUGGGCAUCGCCCUGCGCUCCCUGCUGGCCAUCGACCUGUGGCUGUCCAAGAAGCUGGGGGUGUGUGCUGGGGAGAGCUCGGCCUGGGGCAGCGUGCGGCCCCUGAUGAAGCUGCUGGAGAUCUCAGGGCAUGGCAUCCCCUGGCUGCUGGGCACCCUCUACUGCCUGCUUAGGAGCGACAGCUGGGCCGGGCGCGAAGUGCUGAUGAACCUGCUCUUCGCCCUGCUGUUGGACCUGCUGCUGGUGGCUGUGAUCAAAGGGCUGGUCCGCAGGCGCCGACCCGCGCACAAUCAGAUGGACAUGUUUUUCACCCUCUCGGUGGACAAGUACUCCUUUCCCUCGGGCCAUGCCACGAGGGCCGCCCUGGUGUCGCGGUUCAUCCUGAACCACCUGGUACUGGCCAUUCCACUGAGGGUGCUGGUGGUCCUGUGGGCCUUCGUCCUGGGUCUCUCCAGGGUCAUGCUCGGGCGGCACAACGUCACCGAUGUGGCUUUUGGCUUUUUUCUGGGCUACAUGCAGUACAGCAUUGUGGAUUAUUGCUGGCUGUCACCCCACAGUGUUCCAGUUCUUUUUGUGCUGUGGAAUCAACAGUGACACCAUCUCAUUGAUUGUUGACACCAUGAGGUCUGAAGGAGUCCACAUUCGAGGGUUCCGACCUAAACCAGAGCCAAUCAGUUGCCCCUCAGACGUUUUAGGCGCCUUUGGGAAUUCUGGGAUCCCACUGUCUUGACAUGUUCCUAGACCGGAGCACAUGCUGGCUAUUGAACUAGAGAAACAAAGUCUAUUGUGUAUGUAUUCGACAGCUAUUUAUCACCAAGACAACUGCAGAGAAAUCAAGCUGGCUGACUCUAUGAUUGCUAUUUACUUAAAGUUGACAAUGUUAAUGAGUGAUUCCCCUUCCCCCCAAAAAAUGUUAAUACUUGUAAAUUAAAUUUUAAGAGCCAUUAACUAGAUAAACCAUGUGCUAUUUCCAGCCCUUUACCUGCGGUAGAUUUUAAACAAUAACUUUAAAGUUCAAAACAGAUUUUUUUUUCCAGUUUAGUCUCUGAACAUCUGUUGCCAUAAUUGGGGCUUUUUUCCUCCUCCUGAUUCCUUAAGCUCUCCCCACCCUUGUGGACUUGGGAGUAAGAAGAGGUCCCAUGGAGUAGUUGCCUUUCUUCUCCCUGUACCUCUCAAAUAGUCUUAAGAUAUUUACUUUCCACUACUCUCUAAUGUUAUCUUUUAGCACUCACAGAACACACCAAGAUGUCGAAGAAGACAUACUCAAAAAGUGGGCUUGUCUAAGGUUCCCACAGAAAUGUAAGUAUGAGACUACUGUUUCAUUUCCUAAUCCCGUUGACAAGUAGCAUACCAGAGGGCUGAGCUACUGGGGAGUCAGGAGAACUUAGAGAGUUUGGAAGUAGGCAGGUCAGGAAGUAGGCUGUGGCCAGGGGCUGGAAAUGAAGCCCUGCUUCAUCUCUACUGUCAUCUCUACUGAAUAGAGCAAAUGAUCCUCUACUAAGUAAAAAAUAGAAGAGCGAUGUGGUUCUUUUCAGUGUGCCUACAUAGUGUUCCUGUGUGUACCAUAAGGAUGAUUGUAUGCUAUUCUUUUCCCAUCAAUCCCACUGUGCUGUAUCCAGCACAUUUUAGGUAACAAGACUUGAAACUUUUCAGGAGAGCCUAUUGCCCUACGUGAGCAUUAGGUCUAACUCUUAAAUUUCUGUUUACAUUGAAAGCUGUUCAUUUGUGGUGCCUCCCCCACUCAUAAGACCAAAGAUGACCAAAUAAUAUGGUAGACUCUGAUUACGGUCUGACCUAGAAAGGCCAAAGAGGGUAUGUUCAUUAAAUCUGUAAAUGUUGCUGUGUCUAGAAAGAAAGCCUUUAAAUCACUGGUGACCUUGGCAUCAUCAGAUAAUCUCAAUGGCCAGUUGUUCUGACAUUUAUAAAUAGAAAGGACUGUGGGCUAUGGUCUAAUGUUCAAGGAUGUGGGUGGACAGGACUGUGGAAAAUGGAAGUGAUAAGCCAGUCUCAGUAGAAGGAAAUAGGACCCUUUAGAGUGGGAGUCAGGUACACCAAUAGGAACAGCUCCUCCAAUAAAUAAAAGUUAUCACAUUCCCACAAACACCUAAACACAGACUACCUCUUCCCUUAUCAGAUCUGCUAAGCUGUGAGGUUCUAAGAGGUCUGGGUGUGUUUAAACUUUCGAAGAUCAUUUUUCAUUAUAACAUCUGAAAGUUACUGUUCUUAUAGUGUCCCCAAGUCUGCUACCUGAGGGCCUGUCUUCUAGUUUCUAGUUGCACUUCUGAAAUUCCAUGUUUUCUUAGCUGGGGCCCAAGUUUGCUGGCUUUUAAAAUACAGAUCAGAUCAAAUUUACCCGACUUCAUGAAUAAUCCUAAAUUCUUUAGAGUAAAAAACUGAUUUCUUUGUUAGUUACUUGUACAAUGAAGGAUGUCUUUUAAGAAAAUCAAAAUAAAUUAACUGGUAAUGUUGAAUGAUA